GUCUAACAGUCUUGCAGAUAGCAUUCUUGUAUCCCGCCGGCAUCUUGUCACUGUGUGAUUUUUUACUUCUGGUUUUCAGCUACAUUUAAAUGGUUCAGAGUGCGUGGAAAUUGUUUCGAGUAAUCCGAAAAUAGUGGCAAUGGAGUCUUGCUGCCGCAUUUGUUCGCGGAGCGAUGAAUUUCGUCGGUUUCCUUUGUUCGCUGUAGCCGAAGUAAGUCAGGAAAUUAUUGCCAACAUGAUCACAAGCUGCACCGAUACUCAAGUAUCUGGUGAAGAUGGAUUACCACAGCAAAUUUGUCCAGACUGUUUGAUUACGUUAAGUUUGGCGUAUUCGUUUCGGCGACUCUGUCGACGAACCGAUGCCAAGUUUCGAGAAUGUUUUCGUGAGAGUGCUCCAUCACAGACGGCUGAACAUCAGCAGCAACUUUCACAAAUUUCACAGCCACAUGAUGACAGUACAUAUGAAAACAUUACAUCCAUCAAGGAAGAGGUGGAGUUCUACGACUACGAAUGUGAAGUGCCACCGCAGGAAAACCAAUGGGUGAUUCAGAAUCCAAGGACCAUCCGAGAAGGUGCCAUGACGGUAGUGCACAAUUCCGCCCAAUACUACGAGCAAGCUGAUGAACGGGGUGGGGGUCAAGAAAUACAGCCGAAUGUUGUAACGCCAAUGGUAGCCAUUGGCCAAGGUCAGGUUCCGGCGGAACUGGGCGAACCAUCGACAAGUUUUCAGAAAAGUGAAAAACUUAAGAAGAAACUUCCGAUCGAGCCAGAACGAUUCAGCAAGCGUAUCCGUCAGGAAAACCCCAACCGGAAAAGCAUGACCGUUGACACCCCAGACUGGUCAAUCGGCGACAGUGGAAGUCAGGUGGUUAGUAACCCAGCUCAACAACGCUGUGAAUAUUGCAAAAAGAAGAUGAAAAAAUCCUACAAACACCGAAACGGCAAAUGCUUAAUUAUGAAAAACAAAAAUAGUUUCAAAAAUCGAUGCGUCUAUUGCCAUAUGACGUUCGUUCGCAGCACAAGCAUACCGAAUCACCUGCGUAACUCCUGUCGUGUCUAUCGAGAGGUCUGCAAAAUGAGAGGCAUUGAUGAUUCAGAGCCAUUUGGGGAUCAUACUAUGCCAGCUACACUUACUAGCAGUGAAACGCUACCGACUAGUACUAUCUCUCCAGUGCAUUCAGUUACGCUGGAAGCAAAAAUCGAUAAAAACUCAAUAUUGGGUAGACCAAAACUGCGAAGCAAAUGUGACUAUUGCGAACAAAUUUUCACGGUACGCGGUAACCUUAUCAAACACCAACGAGAACGAUGUAAGGUUCUCCGUAAAAUGAGUUACCACAUGAAGAAGCAGUGUAUUGAACGCACCAUAUCUGGUCUUGGUCCCAGUGUUGAACAAACAACAGCGCCUAUAACCAAACUUCCAGAAAAGUUGCUGCGAGUACGACAGCCAUCAAAUGAUUCUAGUGUCGUCAGCGAAAACCAGUUGGACAGGUCGCUGAUAGAAGAGGAGACUCAAUGUGUGUACUGCACGCAGAUGGUUAGUAAGAAAUCUCGUUUUCUGCAUCAUAACGGUCGCUGUGUACUCGGAAGAACCAAUGCAGAACAUCCUUGUCCGUACUGUCCGAUGGCAUUUUCAUCACGGGGUAACUUACUGAGACACCAGAGAGAACGAUGCCAACAAUAUCAUCAAGAACAGUCAUCCGAGAGCGUCCAAUCUGUAGUUAAGCAGGAUUCAGGUGCUGCAAAAACAAUUUCUCCGAAAAAGUCUAAACAGCUUUCAGUCGAACACCCCAAAAAGAUAAAACAACCCGCAGUCGAGCCGCCGAAAAAGUUCAAGCAACCUCCAGUGGAGCCGCCGAAAAAGUCCAAGAAACUCUCAACUGAUCACAAGGACCCAGAACCAGAUACUAGUAGCUUAAAAAGUGUAGUGAAACGAUCAUUCUGUAAAUACUGCCAACAGUGGAUCAAAAAUUCGGAUCGAUUAAGGCACAAAGAUAAGCGUUGCAUAAAUUUUGCUUCAGUCAAUAAUCAAUCAACAGACUAUUUUUGUGGUUACUGCCGGAAAGGCUUUGCUAAUAGGGAUACACUGGUCGAGCAUCAACGCGUAUGCACCGCUCGUAAACUGCACAAACAGGUCAAAUGUCAGCAUUGCGGAAUGACAAUUUCCAACAGGGGAAAUUUGCGCAAGCAUCAGAAAGUGUACUGCAAGUCUGUCCCCCGAUCGGAUGACGUCAAAAUGGAAGUAAAGCCAGAGGUCGAAUCUCCAAAAAGGCAGUACGUCAAAAAGAUCAAGGAAGAGAAAAAGGAAAACGUUAAGGUCGACGAAUCUAACAAACCUAAUCAACGGAUAAAAGCAGAGCCGAGCACCCAGCGGAAGGAUAAGAAAAAUAAACAAGGUGACAAGCUGCUCCAUCCUUGCGUGUCUUGCAAGCGACGUUUCAAAACGGCCGGUUAUGCCCGCAGGCACAUGAAUCAGUGUGGAGUGAAAUCAACCUCGACGCAUUUCGUUUGUCGAUAUUGCUCAGACUCAUUCAGCUGCAGGAGCAACAUGUAUCGCCACCAGAAAUAUACGUGCAAGCGGUACCGUGCCGAUAAGACGAUCGCAAAUAACACUGUCGAAGAUAGCCUUGAAUCCGCGAACAAGGCCUUGGUCAGCUCUACUCCUAAACCCACAAAACGUGACCCAAAAGAGCACAACAGGUUCCUUCUCUUGGCUGAAUCCGAAGCUGAUAGCAGCUCUUUGAUGGACGACCCGCUAAAACUUCCAGAAUCGCACGACGAUGUGCGAGAAGAAUCCAAUCCAACAGUACCGCCAAAGUUCAGCGAAAAAGAUCGAACGUCGCCGGAACUGCAUGAGUCUCAAGUGGUGGACAACAACAAUUCUGAAGGGGAAAAGGAUCCUACGCCAGCAGCAGCACAAGCCGUGCCGGAAACAACCAAACCCCAAGCGGAACAGGCGUCAACCAAAAAAGUCAUUGACGAAAGGGAGGCGGAGGAAAACCAAUCACUUCACCAGUCUACCGUUGAUUCAGAGCCAUGUAACUAAACUUCAACUACAACAUUUGCUGACUAAAUAUUCAACACUACCAUAACAUUCGAAAGUGGCAUGUUCCGAGCGUUUUCGAACAUUAAUUGUAAAUUAAAUUUACGUUUAGCGGUGGUCGUGAUCAGUCAUACCAAGUAUUGAAGAACUGUUAAUUAAAAGAGCUUGAUUUCGUGUAAAACUACGGAGAAUAUAAGGAAACAGGAGAUA
Topomyia yanbarensis is the source of this 3250-nucleotide messenger RNA. RefSeq lists its product as uncharacterized. The transcript is spliced from 6 exons. Gene Ontology annotation, biological process: regulation of transcription by RNA polymerase II. Gene Ontology annotation, cellular component: nucleus. Gene Ontology annotation, molecular function: zinc ion binding; sequence-specific DNA binding; DNA-binding transcription factor activity, RNA polymerase II-specific. The record is from RefSeq and is a predicted model, not a curated record. Bases 140 to 3043 code for a protein of 967 amino acids. NCBI's taxonomy places the organism in Eukaryota, Metazoa, Arthropoda, Insecta, Diptera, Culicidae.